AAUUCUAUGGUCCAAAGUACAACAACACAACACAAUCUUGACUUUACGUGGAGUGGAGGAAAACAGUUUCUUAAAUUUGAGAGGAAGUGAUUAUUUUUCAUAUUUUUCUUCACUCGAAUUCAAUCAAUCUAAUAUGAUACAUAGUUUGUUUAUUAUAAAUUCCUCGGGGGAUGUCUUUCUCGAAAAACAUUGGAAAAGUGUGAUUUCUCGUUCAGUAUGUGACUACUUCCUUGAAGCCCAAAGAAACAACCCUACUAAUAUUCAACCAGUUAUAGCCACACCACAUCAUUAUCUUAUAUCCAUUCAAAGAGGAGGUGUGAAUUUUGUUGCAGUUUGCAUGGAAGAGACGCCCCCAUUGUUUGUAAUCGAGUUUUUACACAGAAUAGUAGAUAUUUUCCAAGAUUACUUCUCAGAUUGCACUGAAAGUAUUAUAAAGGAGCACUAUGUUGUUAUUUACGAAUUACUUGAUGAAAUGCUAGAUAAUGGAUUUCCGUUAGCUACAGAGAGUAAUAUACUCAAGGAAUUAAUCAAACCACCCAAUAUACUCAGAUCAAUAGCCAACACAAUGACUGGAAAAUCAAACAUAAGUGAUAUUUUACCAAGUGGUCAAUUAUCUAAUAUCCCUUGGAGAAGAACAGGAGUAAACUACACAAACAAUGAAGCAUAUUUUGAUGUGAUUGAAGAAGUAGAUGCUAUAAUUGAUAAGAGUGGUGCUACAGUUUUUGCUGAAAUCCAAGGUUAUAUUGAUUGUUGUAUUAAAUUGAGUGGAAUGCCUGAUUUAACUUUAUCUUUUAUGAACCCAAGAAUUUUUGAUGAUGUGAGUUUUCAUCCAUGUGUAAGAUUUAAAAGGUGGGAAACAGAGCGAGUUCUGUCUUUUGUUCCUCCUGAUGGCAAUUUUAGACUGAUAUCAUAUCAUGUCAGCAGUCAGAGUAUUGUUGCCAUUCCUUUAUAUGUUCGGCACAAUAUAUCAAUAAAAUCUGGGGAACAGGGAAGGUUGGAUCUUACAGUAGGUCCAAAACAAACUCUUGGAAGAUCUAUAGAAGCAGUAAAACUAGAAAUACUGCUUCCAAAAUGUGUCUUAAACUGUGUUUUGGUAGUGAAUCAGGGAAAGUAUAAUUUUGAUACUGUGUCUAAAAUUCUACAUUGGGAUGUUGGUAAGAUUGAUCCUUCCAAACUGCCUAAUAUCCGUGGUAACAUUUCGAUAGCUACCGGUGCUAAUACUUCAGAUCUUAAUCCUUCUAUAAAUGUUCACUUUAUGAUAAAUCAAUUAGCAGUGAGUGGACUGAAGGUCAACCGUUUAGAUAUGUAUGGUGAAAAAUAUAAGCCCUUCAAAGGUGUUAAAUAUAUAACUAAGGCUGGACGAUUCCAAAUAAGAAUGUAAUUUUUAAUGUUAAUAAAUCUUGUAAAAUGUAUAAUUUUAUGUAAAUAUUUUCCAAAAUUUUUGUUUCAUGUUAUAAAUAGCAAGUUGUUCAUGAAACUGUUUGCUGAUGAAAUAGCUAUUUAUUUUCACCUGUUCUGUUUUUCUGUUAUUGUCAUCUGUUUAGUUUCUCAUAAAAAAUAUUUAUGUAAAUAUAAUAUCAUCAAAAACUA
Molecule: messenger RNA, 1590 nt
Organism: Harmonia axyridis
Lineage: Eukaryota; Metazoa; Arthropoda; Insecta; Coleoptera; Coccinellidae
Gene: carmine
Product: AP-3 complex subunit mu-1
Exons: 1
Coding region: 134-1381 (415 amino acids)
Biological process (GO): endocytosis; intracellular protein transport
Cellular component (GO): cytoplasmic vesicle; clathrin adaptor complex
Source: RefSeq, a predicted model, not a curated record